Cyphellophora europaea CBS 101466 is the source of this 1086-nucleotide messenger RNA. RefSeq lists its product as uncharacterized. The transcript is spliced from 2 exons. Gene Ontology annotation, biological process: protein N-linked glycosylation. The record is from RefSeq and is a predicted model, not a curated record. Gene Ontology annotation, cellular component: mannan polymerase complex. The coding region runs from base 1 to 1086 and encodes 361 amino acids. Lineage: Eukaryota; Fungi; Ascomycota; Eurotiomycetes; Chaetothyriales; Cyphellophoraceae. Gene Ontology annotation, molecular function: alpha-1,6-mannosyltransferase activity.
AUGCCUCUCUCGCCCAUUGCUCGGAAGGGUGUGUUAGCCGCUGUUGUGAUCAUAGCCCUUUACUUCUUCUUGGUGCCGUCGUCGGUGACCACAAACCCCAUAUCAACGAACGCCGGCGCGCAGCCUGCGCCGCCUGCCCAACCGACCCGAGCAUACCCGCCUCCGUCCACGAAGCAGCAGUCAAUACAAGAAGUUGCCACGAAACCGCUACGAGAGCGUCUACACUAUCACUUCCCCUACGAUAUUGAGAGCAAGUUCCCUGCGUAUAUUUGGCAAACAUGGAAAACCGCUCCGGGGUCGGGCGACUUUGCAGAUCGCCUUCGGCCCUUCGAAGCGUCGUGGACGGAAAAGCACCCAGGUUUUGUGCACGAGGUCAUCACUGAUGAUGCUUCUAUACACCUGAUCAAUUAUCUUUAUGCGUCCGUUCCCGAAGUCACCGAGGCUUACGAGGCCAUGCCGUUGCCCGUCAUCAAGGCCGAUUUCUUCCGCUACCUAAUCCUGUUGGCGAGAGGAGGCAUCUACAGUGACAUCGAUACCCGAGUCCUCAAGCCAGCAACCGACUGGCUGCCCUCGGAUUUCGACAAGUCCACGGUCGGUCUAGUGGUUGGCAUUGAAGCCGAUCCGGACCGCGAGGACUGGGCCAAGUGGUAUGCCCGGCGGAUACAAUUCUGUCAAUGGACUAUUCAGUCCAAGCCGGGCCAUCCUGUCUUGGUCGACAUUGUGGCCACCAUUACGGAGAAGACACUCAAGAUGAAGGCGGGGAGAAGCUUCUUGACUGGACAGGCACUCCAGAAGAGCAUCAUGGAUUACACUGGGCCUGGCAUUUGGACCGACACCAUCUUCAAAUAUCUCAACAACGAGGACUACUUUGAUUUCUCGCAGAGGACGACCAAUGUCAGCUACUCGGAGUUCUUCAAUCUGAAGGAGCAGAAGAGAAUCGGGGACGUGAUAGUACUCCCUAUUACCAGCUUCAGCCCUGGUGUCAAUCAGAUGGGUGCCGGUGAUACGGACAACCCCUUGGCAUAUGUCAAGCACGAAUUCGAUGGCAGCUGGAAACCGGAAGAGGAGCGAAAGAAGCACGGCUAG